Messenger RNA from Mesorhabditis spiculigera, 231 nucleotides. NCBI's taxonomy places the organism in Eukaryota, Metazoa, Nematoda, Chromadorea, Rhabditida, Rhabditidae. The record is from the annotation of a GenBank genome assembly.
AUGGUUUCCCGGGUUCUUUCAUUUAUCUCUGGCCGCUACGACGCUUUGUUCGCUGCUGGCAUAGCACUCGGGUCUGGAUUUGAACUUUUCAAGAUUCAUUUUGAAGUAGCCGGUGUCAGUUUUUAUAAAUCAUUCAAAAAUAAGCAAUUGGCCAAAGAAUUGGAGGCCUUUGAGCAAACGUUGCAGAAUCAUGACAAAAUCAUCAGUGAAUAUGCAGGCAAAAAUGAUGCU